GCGGCGGGCGCGGCCCGCAGAGCACGUCAGGCGGCGCCAUGCUCAGCGCCCGGGAGCGCGCCCAAAUCGCGCAGGUCUGGGACCUGAUCGCGGGCCACGAGGCGCAAUUCGGGGCGGAGCUGCUGCUCAGGCUCUUCACAGUGUACCCCAGCACCAAGGUCUACUUCCCGCACUUGAGCGCCUGCCAGGACGCGACGCAGCUGCUGAGCCACGGGCAGCGCAUGCUGGCGGCGGUGGGCGCGGCGGUGCAGCACAUGGACCACCUGCGCGCCGCGCUGAGCCCACUGGCGGACCUGCACGCGCUCGUGCUGCGCGUGGACCCAGCCAACUUUCCGCUGCUAAUCCAGUGUUUCCACGUCGUGCUGGCCUCCCACCUGCAGGACGAGUUCACCGUGGAAAUGCAAGCGGCGUGGGACAAGUUCCUGACUGGUGUGGCCGUGGUGUUGACGGAAAAGUACCGCUGAGCCUAGUGCUGCGCAGGCCUUGGUUUGUGCCUGUCAAUAAACAGAGGCCCCAAACAUCUA
Molecule: messenger RNA, 524 nt
Organism: Piliocolobus tephrosceles (Ugandan red Colobus)
Lineage: Eukaryota; Metazoa; Chordata; Mammalia; Primates; Cercopithecidae
Gene: HBM
Product: hemoglobin subunit mu
Exons: 3
Coding region: 39-464 (141 amino acids)
Biological process (GO): oxygen transport; hydrogen peroxide catabolic process
Cellular component (GO): blood microparticle; haptoglobin-hemoglobin complex; hemoglobin complex
Molecular function (GO): oxygen binding; haptoglobin binding; oxygen carrier activity
Source: RefSeq, a predicted model, not a curated record